Molecule: messenger RNA, 1764 nt
Organism: Capronia epimyces CBS 606.96
Lineage: Eukaryota; Fungi; Ascomycota; Eurotiomycetes; Chaetothyriales; Herpotrichiellaceae
Exons: 1
Coding region: 1-1764 (587 amino acids)
Source: RefSeq, a predicted model, not a curated record
AUGGAAGUGUCCGAGUUGGAUAAUGCCAGCAGAGUCGUGCCGGAUAGAGGUCGGGCCGAGUCCCCAGUUCGACGAGCCAUAAGCCGCGCAGCUCAAUCUUCUGAAAUGGUUCGACCCUCGGCUACACGGACAUUCAUUCGUACCUCACCGCCACAUGAAGUCUUAGACAAUGGCAGCAGUCGCCAUCCUCGAGUCGACCUGUCGGUACGCCUCCCUGCGCCAUUGUUUGUCGGGGGUGGUACAGUGGAGGGACAAAUAGUUAUCCAGGUCGAUGGCGGAGGACCACGAAAGUCGAAGAUGAAACCCAUUUACAUUUCCAAGGCCUCCGUCGAUGUGAUUGGCGUUGAGGAAAUCAGCGAUGGUAGACGCCGGGUCUUUCUAUCCCUUGCCACAGAAUUGCUGGACAGAAACAAUCCUCCGCCUCCUUCUCUCGUCACUUCUCAACGCCCUUUACCUGCUCCGGAUUUGUGGUGGGAGUUGAAGCCGGCUGCCUCAGCUCUCCCCUUUUGUGUCAAUCUCCCUCUCAAACUGGGUCCUCCACCCUAUGCCUCUCGGCAAGCUUCUAUACGUUACCUCCUGUGCCCCUCGGUCGUAUUGAGAGUGGGAGACAAGCGAAGCGUCGUCAGGCAGACAUGGGACGUCCAAAUGCUUACGGUCCAUGAUCCAGAAAAGGCCCUAGCAAGUCUCGCAAGUCCCCUCCUGGCGGCGGACACACUCUACCUCACACGCGAACCAGAGAUUCAGAUGGUGAAGCUCACUGCAGGAUUACAUCGACAAACCUGGGUUAAUGGAGCCAUGAUCUUCAUCGACGUUCAUAUUGUCAACAACACGGCCAAGUCCAUUAAGAAGAUAGACGUUCAACUGGAGAAGACAACUUUGUGGUAUACACACGCACCAGCAGGGACUAUGGGAAAGACGGCAAACCACCUUCGACUGCCCAGACGGACCGACACUGAGAUUGUCAGCGGCUCGACACUCAAGAAAGGCAUCUCGUGGACUGGAGUUAUACCGCACUCUUCUGAGGUUCGGACCACCGAACUCGAGGCCCCUCGGGGUCAUGUUACAAUCAGCACUGGAAGAUAUUUCGAGGUCAGAUACUUCGUCAACGUGGUAGUCACGGUCAAGAUGUUCAAGACUGUGGCUGUGCAACUCCCUGUCACCCUUAUUCCAAUGAACUCGCUGGACAUCUUGCCAAAUUCACUUGCCCAGGUAGCCGCCUCCAUUGAAGCCAAACGAGCCAAAACCGUUCCUGUUCUGGCCGGGGCCCCGGGACAUGCGGCCUAUUAUCAAGGACAAGCAUUCACUGCUCCAGUUCGUCGGUCGCUGGAGCAGCAACACCGAGAAAAAGGGACGAUGCCUCCCAAUGACGUUUAUACUCUCCAGCAAGACAUUGACAGAUCCCCAAGACGACGAAGGCAUAUUCACGACCACUGUGACGGAGGCGUGGACGUUGAAGCCACGGAUGAGAAUACUGUCCCUGGCCGUCCCAGCAUGGCAUCGUCGUCCCAUCACCAUAUUACACGACACCCAAGCUGUUAUCAUUGCCACCUUGCCUCUGAGAGCAAGGAAUCAGGCCAGCAGGAAGGUCCCAAGUUACCUAGGCUACAGGUUUCCACCUCAGGCCUGGGAUUCUCCGAGUCAGAAUUUGAAGGACUUGCUGAUUCACCGCCUCGAAAAGUCAUGCUAAGUGAGCGGGAGCGAAAUAUGAUAAAGCAGCAGAGAGAGCUUAGGAACCGGAAGCCACGGCAAUACAAACGGCUAUAA